CGGAGAAGCGGAGGUUGAGGCUGGAGGCUCGGAGCCGGAGUCUGUCCCAGGAAACACGCCGACGAAUCCCCCACAGGUCCGCACCAGCUGUCUCCAUGUAGUCAGCUGCGUCUCCAACUCCUGUGCAGUUGAGGAUGUGGGUUUCCUAUCUGUGACCCAGAGGCCAUGCUGACAGGGGGGCUGAUGGGAAAGUCUUACCUCCUGCAACAUCAACUCGCUCUGCUGAGAUGUCCCCAGGUGGAGUGAAAUGUGGAUAACAGUGUGAGCCAGGGGAAUUCAACUUCUGGGCCAAGACAACCUCGCACAGAGCCAAAAAGGAAUCUGUUCUACUUUACACAAAAUACACACACACACACACACACACACUCACUUUUCAGAAUGCUGAUGCCAGGACCACUGUGGGUGUGCCUGGCACUGAUAUGGGUGAGAAUGUGUGCUGCCCACAGCCUGUUUACCUGUGAGCCGAUCAGAGUUCAUCGGUGCCUGGGGAUGCCUUACAACAUGACCUUCUUUCCCAACAUGAUGGAGCACUAUGAUCAGGAUAUUGCAGCCAGUAAUAUGGAGCCUUUCAUGCCCCUGACAAACCUCCGCUGCUCUCCAGACGUCCACCACUUCCUAUGUCAAGCCUUUAUCCCAGCAUGCACUGAGGAGAAUAAAGUUAUUCGUCCUUGUCGAGAGCGCUGUGAGGAAGUUCUGUCAGACUGCAAGGAGAAUAUCCGGAUCUUUGGCAUCACAUGGCCUCCUGAGCUACAAUGUGACAAAUUGGAUUCAUGUAGUUCUGAUGUCGAUUCUACUCUUCCUGCAACCACACCAGUGAUCUCCUCAUCAGCUAUGAGGGACCUGGGCUUCUGGUGCCCUCUGCAGUUAAAGACCAAGCCAGGUCAUGGAUCAUCGUUCCUGGGCGCCCAGGACUGUGCUCCGCCCUGCUCCAACAUGUACUUCAAACCCCACGACAUUGAGUUUGCAAAGAGCUUCAUCGGCGUGUGUUCCAUCAUCUGCCUGGGAGCCACUCUCUUCACAUUCCUCACUUUCCUCAUUGAUGUUAAGCGUUUCCGCUACCCUGAGCGGCCCAUAAUCUUUUACGCCGUCUGCUACAGCUUCGUCUCGCUCAUAUACUUCAUCGGGUUCUUGCUGGGGAACAAAGCGGCCUGUACUAAGGCAGUGCAGCCUGCAGGCAUCGAUACAGUGGUGCUCGGCUCUCAGAGUAAAGGGUGCACUUUGCUUUUCAUGCUCCUCUACUUCUUCUCCAUCGCCGGUAUUGUCUGGUGGGUCAUCCUCACCAUCACCUGGUUCCUGGCAGCUGGACCCAAGUGGAGCUGUGAAGCCAUAGAGAAAAAGGCGGUGUGGUUUCACUCUGCAGCCUGGGGGAUCCCCGGAGCGCUAACUGUCAUGCUACUUGCCAUGAACAAGGUUGAGGGGGACAACAUCAGCGGGGUCUGUUUUGUAGGACUUUAUGACCUGGACGCCCUGCGCUACUUUGUUCUGGCUCCGCUGUGUGUUGGCGUCAUAGUCGGCCUCUUCCUCAUCCUGGCAGGCAUCGUCUCCCUCAACCACGUCCGACAGGUCAUUCAGCACGACGAGCGUAACCAGGAGAAGCUGAAGAAGUUCAUGAUCCGCAUCGGUGUGUUCAGCUGCCUUUAUCUGGUCCCGCUGGUCACUCUGUUAGCCUGCUACACCUACGAACAGAGUCAUCGCAGCGCCUGGGAGAACACCUGGAUCAACGACCGCUGUCAGGAGUACAGCAUCCCAUGUUCCUACAAGACAACAGAGAACGACCGUCCAGACCUCUCUCUGUUUUUGGUAAAAUACUUGAUGACGCUGGUGGUUGGAAUAUCUGCAGUGUUCUGGGUCAGCAGCAAGAAGACAUGCUCUGAGUGGGCGUACUUCUUCAACAGGACCCGCAAGAGAGAUCCCAUCAGCGAGAGCCGCCGGGUGCUCCAGGAGUCCUGCGAGUUCUUCCUCAAGCACAACAGCCGCGUCCAGCACAAGAAGAAACACUACAAGCCCAGCUCUCACAAGCUCAAGGUCAUCUCCAAGUCCAUGGGCACAAGCACGGGCGCUUCUCCCACCCCUGCCUCCACCCUAGCCAACACCACUAGUAAAGGAACCUCUGCACUGGGCAACCAUGAUCCCCACAUGCAAGGUUCUCUGUCUGAGGCCUCAGCCAGGGAGCACCUGGACAGGGGCACCUCGAGCCGAAGCUCCAGAAGAGGGGAGAGGGACAGAGAGAGGGAGCGGGGAGAGAGACGCAGCAGAGGUGGUUCCAGCAAGGUCAGCAGCCACUCAGAGAACCUGCAUCCAGAUGGGAGGAUGACUCCGAAGAGCGAGCUGUCAGAGGCCAGACAGGUUCCCAUUGGACAGCAACAUCCAGCUAUAAAAAAAUCACACAGCAGCAUCAUCCACGACUCCACCCACCAGCUGGUGCACAAGGUGCCUGAGGAGAGCAAGGACACAAAGGAUAGCAGCUGCUAAGAUAUCUGAUCCAUCCAUCCACCCAUUUAUCUAUCCAUCCAUCCAUUUAUCUAUCCAUCCAUCCAUUUAUCUAUCUAUCCAUCCAUCCAUCCAUUUAUCUAUCCAUC
Paralichthys olivaceus (Japanese flounder) is the source of this 2579-nucleotide messenger RNA. It is a transcript of the gene fzd6, whose product is annotated as frizzled class receptor 6. Gene Ontology annotation, biological process: non-canonical Wnt signaling pathway; canonical Wnt signaling pathway. Lineage: Eukaryota; Metazoa; Chordata; Actinopteri; Pleuronectiformes; Paralichthyidae. Gene Ontology annotation, molecular function: Wnt receptor activity; Wnt-protein binding. The record is from RefSeq and is a predicted model, not a curated record. Gene Ontology annotation, cellular component: plasma membrane.